Armigeres subalbatus is the source of this 1356-nucleotide messenger RNA. Its product is annotated as pancreatic lipase-related protein 2-like. Gene Ontology annotation, molecular function: lipase activity. Lineage: Eukaryota; Metazoa; Arthropoda; Insecta; Diptera; Culicidae. Gene Ontology annotation, biological process: lipid catabolic process. The transcript has 3 exons. The coding region runs from base 146 to 1141 and encodes 331 amino acids. The record is from RefSeq and is a predicted model, not a curated record.
UGUAAUAGUUCCGGUCCGGAUAAAUAAGGAAUUGGUAUCAGAAAAUGAAGUGUUUUGUGAAGAUGAAAGCCAAAAAACUAUGACGAACCGAUCAAAGAUAAGGAAACAAUAAGGUGAAUUUGUGACUAGUGCUGAGACAGAAGAGAUGGCACGAUACUGGAUACUAGGAAUACUUACUGGAGUGCUUUCCGUAGGAUUGGCUGAUUGGAACUUUUUCAAAUGUUUUGAAACGGAGAAACGGUGCCCGAACGAAAAUGUCACAUUUUGGCUAUAUACAAGAGAUACUCAAGACAACCCAACCGAGCUGAGCAUGUUCGCACCCGAGACGAUAAAACAAGCUCCGUUCGUGCUGGACCGGCCCUUGAUCGUGUUAAUCCACGGCUACACGGGUCACCGCGAUUACGCACCCAACACAUCGAUCCGACCCGCCUAUCUGGACUACGACGAGUUCAACAUCAUUUCACUCGACUACAAUCCGCUGGUGCUGGAGCCAUGCUACUACCAAGCGGUGCGAAACCUUCCGACGGUGGCCAACUGCACGGCCCAACUGCUGGAUUACAUGAUCGCGGAGAAAAUGUUCACGUUGGAUGACAUUCACGUGGUGGGCUUCAGCCUCGGAGGCCAGACUUCCGGCAUGAUCGCCAAUUACAUUACCGCGGGAAAACUGAAGCGCAUAACCGGCUUGGAUCCGGCCAAACCACUCUUCAUCACCGCACCCAGUCAGUACAAGUUGGACCAAACGGAUGCGGAAUUCGUGCAGGUGAUUCACACCGACGUGUUUGCGAGGGGGAUUUUGCACCCCAGCGGCCAUGCGGACUUCUACGUCAACGGGGGUGUUGAGCAGCCGGGUUGCAAUGCCCAAUCGAUGAUGACCACCGGAGAGUGCAACCACAAUCGGGCGCCAGAAUAUUACGCGGAGUCCAUCGCCACGGAAGUUGGCUUCUAUGGCUAUCGAUGUGCCCACUGGUAUUUGUAUAUGCUGGGAUUGUGCAACCCCAAUGAGGAUAGCCAGAUUGAACUAAUGGGAGCUUACACGCCAAACACGACACGGGGGCUGUACUUCCUGAACGUCAACAUGAACCCACCAUAUGCGCAAGGAAAAGACUUCUCAUUAAAAGAUGAUUUUCCCAUCCAUGACUAGAAAAUGGCAGUUACAAACUGUGCGCAGUAUGAAAAAACCAUGAUGCCUCUGUUUUUGCCUGAUUGUAAUCUAGGCCUAUUUAGUAUAAAUUGAAUACCUAAAUAAUUGUAAUUCUUAUUCAAUAAUGCAGUUUGUAUUACAAUGUUGUACUUACAGGAUCUCCAUAUGACCAGUGACAAUGUACCUAGGAGCACAAAGUUUUAGACAAUAAAAAC